Venustampulla echinocandica is the source of this 1683-nucleotide messenger RNA. RefSeq lists its product as uncharacterized. The record is from RefSeq and is a predicted model, not a curated record. Lineage: Eukaryota; Fungi; Ascomycota; Leotiomycetes; Helotiales; Pleuroascaceae. The transcript is spliced from 7 exons. The coding region runs from base 1 to 1683 and encodes 560 amino acids.
AUGUUGUUCUAUUUUUAUACGGCCUGCUCCAUACUGGCCGUCUUUAUCUCGAGCAGCAACGGUCUGACAUCCAGACCAAGGCAGCAUCACCACGAUGUUGUUAUUUACGGAGGAACUUCUGGUGGUUUUGCUGCAGCCAUACAACUUUCCAGACUAAAUCGCAGUGUAGCACUAGUUGAGCCUUCCAAUCAUAUUGGAGGCAUUGCUGUCGACGGCUUCGGCGCCACUGAUCUUGAUUCCCAGGCUGAAUAUCAAAACUCUCGUGCUGUUGGUUCUUUGGCUCUGGAAUUUUACCGCCGCAUAAGUAUUCGAUACGGAAAUGUGGAGGCCUUUGAUGCUGGGUGGGCAACUCAUACCAAGAACAAGCUUUUAUGGAGAUUUGAGAGCCAUGUCGCGGAAUCUGUACUUCAGGACUGGCUUGCUGAAGAAAAGAUCGAUAUUUUCCGAGGACAAUAUCUCAAGCAGACCGGAACAAAUGUUAAAAAAAAUAAAGCGGCUAUUAAGUCCAUUUUUACUGAGCAGGGCGAUGUGUUUUCAGGAAGAAUUUUCAUCGAUGCGACGUAUGAAGGCGAUCUUCUUGCUGCUGCAGGCGUGUCAACGACGAUUGGGAGGGAAUCGUCUGCGACUUUCAAUGAAACCAAUGGCGGAGUACGUGUGAACACGACGUUUUCACAAUUAACGGUCCCAGUGGACCCAUAUGUGGUCGUAGGUGAUCCAUCAAGCGGUCUCAUUCCUACAGUUCAGGAUGAGCCACUUGGAGCCCCGGGAAGCGGGGACAAGAAUUUGGCGGCCUAUGUCUUCAGAAUGUGUCUCACAAAUGUUACCUCCAAUCUUGUCCCGUUCACUAAGCCGGCCAACUAUAAUGCUACCGAGUACCUCCUCUGGUCAAGAUACGUAGCUGCUGGGGGAGAAAUUCUUACUCCUGAACUAGUGGUUCCGAAUUCCAAGACCGAUACAAUCGGCAGCACAACUCUGGGUCUAGGCUUUGACCUACCAGGGCGAACACUAGCUUAUCCUGAGGGAAACUGGGCCACUCGACAGAGUCUAAUACACUCACUAGCAGAGUGGCAGAAAGGCCAGCUAUACUUUUUUGCCAAUGACCCUUCAAUGCCAAACAAAACUCGAGAGGUGUGGAGCACGUAUGGAUACGCGAAAGAUGAGUUCAUAGACAACGACCACUUCCCAAGAAAGUUUUACGUCAGAGAUGGGAGAAGGAUGGUGAAGAACAACUUCGUUAUUAGUGCAAGGACAGCUGCUCACCCACCAGUUGAACCUGCCGCAAAGGAUCCAAUUGCGGUAGCUUUCUGGCCCACGGAUGUGCAUAUUGCUCGUCGCAUUGUGAAAGACGGGUCCGUCUACGAUGAAGGUUCCAUAUUCAAGCAAGGUCCCCCGUGGCAGCCUUUCGGAAUCUCUUACCAAGCCAUUACCCCAAUGCGUCAAGAGGCAACCAAUCUCAUGAGCCCUACGGUCAUGGCAGUAUCCCACUUGGGCUAUGGCGCUGUUCGGAUUGAGAAUACAUUUAUGAAUGUCGGCCAGGCGGCUGCAUUUGCUUCUUCAGUUGCACUCGAUAUGGGCAUUGCUGUGCAAGAUGUGCCUUAUUCUAAAUUAGGCCCUAAGCUCAUCCGCUCUGGGGCAGUUGUCGAUGCGUCCACUGUAGGACUACCUGACAACACUGGCUUAUAA